AUGUUUUGCGCGCGCGCCAAGCCCCUGUUCCCAUACGUCCGUCACAACUUGGACCGGUUUCUUUGCAUAGCCAGCUCUUUUACUUUCUUUGCCCCAGCGACGUCACCACUCUAUAUAUACAUCAUUAUCCGUCAAGUGUUGAGGACCCGCCAAGUCAUCGACGCCUCGACGGGCCUAGGCUCGCCCACGACCGCUCUCCACCCAGCGCUACACGACGUCUGGCCCACGGCCGGCGACACCACCAGCGCCAUCCUGGACCGCCGGCCCAAAACCUCGUUAGCGCAUCAUCCCUCCUUCAUCAACACAUCCAAGGCCUUGAGCUACGAGCCGCGGACCAAGACGCCCCUGUCCGCCGUGCCCGCUCUGGGAGGUGCUUCCACCACGACCGCCGCUCUUACACCAUUGCCAUCUCCGACGUGGGGCGGCGCAUCAAACAUCACCGCCGCCGCCAUCUCCGAAUCCCACGCAGACGACGCCGCUGCCCUCUCUCCCGGCAGCAGCGCCUUCCCACCUACAAGUAGCACCACUGCCAUCACCAGCGGCGAGCAGCUGCCCAGCGCACGCAUCGUGCCCGCGCCUCUCAUGCUUCGUCAGCCGCAGGCGGUCACCGAGGACGUCUCGGCGCUCGGCGGCACCACCACCAGCCCAAGGCCGACGGAGGAAGCGGCCUCCCUCGACGGGAUGCUCUCGUCGUCCACCAACGGCGCCGUCGCCGCCGGCAGCAACAUGCACGGCACAAUGCCCAACCCGCCGCUCUCCGCGGCCUCGCUCAAGCUUGCCGACGCCCUGCAAAGCCUUGCCCGGCGGCGGCGGCGGUCCUCGGCCACGACAACGGCCACGACGGCGCUCGCGGCGCUCAAGUCGCCAUGCUUCUACCACCAGCGCUUCGACGACGCCGUCGACAUCGACAAGGUGCUCGAGGAGAUUAAAAACGACGAGAGCAUGUCGCACUCGCGCCUCGUCCAGACGGCCACCUCGGUCCGCGAGGUCUCCAAGCAGCUGCAGCGCCGCCCCAUCCGCCGCGCCGUCCGCAACGUCAUGAUUGUCACAAAGGCCCGCGACAACCAGCUCGUCCACCUCACCCGCGAGCUCGCCGGCUGGCUGCUGCGCACCCCGCGCUACGGCGCCCACGUCGGCGUCAACGUCUACGUCGACGCCAAGCUGCGCUCCGCCCGCCGCUUCGACGCCGCCGGCCUCGUCGCCGAGAACCCGGCCUUUGACGACAUGCUGCGCUACUGGACCCCGGAUCUGUGCUGGAGCCAGCCCGAGACGUUCGACCUCGUCCUCACCCUCGGCGGCGACGGCACCGUGCUCUUCACCUCGUGGCUCUUCCAGCGCAUCGUGCCCCCCGUGCUGUCCUUUUCCCUCGGCAGCCUCGGCUUCAUGACGACGUUUGAGUUUGACAAGUACAGGCAGCACCUCGGCCGCAUCAUGGGCGACGACGGCAUGAAGAUCAACCUGCGCAUGCGCUUCACCUGCACCGUCUGGCGCCACGGCGCCCUGUCCGCCGUCGCCGGCGAGGGCGAGCAGUUCGAGGUGCUCAACGAGCUCGUCAUCGACCGCGGGCCCUCGCCGUACGUCUCCAACCUCGAGCUCUACGGCGACGACGAGCUCCUGACCGUCGUGCAGGCCGACGGCUGCAUCUUCUCCACGCCCACCGGCUCCACCGCCUACUCCCUCUCCGCCGGUGGCUCGCUCGUGCACCCCGACAUCCCCGCCAUCCUGCUGACGCCCAUCUGCCCGCACACGCUGUCCUUCCGCCCCAUGGUGCUCUCCGACACCAUGGCCCUGCGCGUCGCGGUGCCGCGCAACUCGCGCGCCACGGCCUACUGCGCCUUUGACGGCAAGGGCCGCAUCGAGCUGCGCCAGGGCGACCACGUCACCAUCACCGCCUCGCAGUACCCGUUCCCGACCGUCACGCGCACCGACACGGAAUGGUUCGACAGCGUCAGCCGCACCCUGCGCUGGAACACGCGCGCCGCCUCGCAGAAGCCGUUUGAGGCAGGCGACGGCGACGGCGACUGCGAGGGCUCGGCCACGGGCGACGAGGAGACGUGGGACAUUGAUACCGACAGCGCGUACUAUGCUAGUGAAGAGGGCAGCGUCAGCACGAGUCCCAUCCGGAGACAGAUGAGCAUGCUUGGGCUGUAG
This is a messenger RNA of Akanthomyces muscarius, 2151 nucleotides long. RefSeq lists its product as uncharacterized. The record is from RefSeq and is a predicted model, not a curated record. The transcript has 6 exons. Gene Ontology annotation, molecular function: NAD+ kinase activity. Lineage: Eukaryota; Fungi; Ascomycota; Sordariomycetes; Hypocreales; Cordycipitaceae. Bases 1 to 2151 code for a protein of 716 amino acids. Gene Ontology annotation, biological process: NAD+ metabolic process; NADP+ biosynthetic process.